UAACAACAUUCUUCAGCGAUCUCUAUUGUAGUUCUAGUUCGAGUUCUAGUUCUGAUCUAGAUGGAGACCACCAUUGAUGUGGGAGAAGCUGAAAUGCUAAAGGCAGUUUUUCUUCCAUUUCCAAUAACCAGUCACACCAUUCGUGUUGUUGACACGGCGAGGCUCUUCGCCAUGCACGGUGUAGAUGUCACCAUAAUCACCACACCAGGCAACACCAAAGUUUUCCAAACCUCCAUUGACCAUUGUGAUUCAGGCCAUAUUCGAAUCCAUCUUGUUAACUUCCCAGGAAUCCCUGGUUUGCCACAAGGGUUUGAAACCUUCACAGCUCAUACUCCUCAACAUUUAGUCCCUCAAAUCUUCGAGGGAAUUUCCCUUCUGCAAGACCCGAUUCAACAACUCUUUGCUACCAUGAAACCAGAUUUCAUCGUCUCUGACAUGUUCUUCCCUUGGUCCGCUGAUGCUGCAGCUGAGCUGGGGAUUCCACACUUGAUUUAUCUUGGUGGAAGCUAUAUCUCCAGGUCUGCACGCAACUCCAUUGAACAAUAUGCGCCUCACACCAAGGUGGACUCUGAUUCUGAGCCUUUUCUGCUUCCUGGGUUACCCCACAAGCUGCACAUGACAAGAUUGCAGUUGCCGGCACAAACUAGAGAACGCAACCAUCUCACUGAGUUAAUGAAGACUGUGAAAGAAUCUGAGAAGAAGAGCUACGGUUCACUGAUCAAUAGCUUCUAUGAAUUUGAGGGGAUUUACGAGGAGCAUUACAAGACAACCACAGGAACAAAGAGUUGGAGUGUUGGGCCAGUUUCAUUGUGGGUGAACCAAGAUGAGUCAGAUAAGGAUGUUAGAGGCGGUGCCAGUGAAGAACGAGAACCAGAAGGGUGGCUUACUUGGCUUGAUUCAAAAACAGAGGACUCUGUUCUCUAUGUGUGUUUUGGGAGCAUGAACAAGUUCAGCACUUCUCAGCUUGUUGAAAUAGCUCAUGCCCUUGAGGAUUUUGGCCAUGAUUUCAUCUGGGUCGUUGGAAAAUUUGAAGAUCAAGGUGAAAUUGGGGGUGUAAAUGGUUUCUUGAAAGAAUUUGAGAACAGAGUGGUGGUGAAAAGCAGAGGUUAUUUAAUUAGGGGUUGGGCACCACAACUUCUUAUACUGGAUCACCCUGCGAUUGGAGGUGUGGUGACUCACUGUGGGUGGAACACUACUCUUGAAAGCGUCAUUGCAGGGUUGCCAAUGGCAACGAUGCCUCUUUUUGCAGAGCAGUUUUACAAUGAGAAGUUGCUGGUGGAUGUGCUGGGAAUUGGCGUCUCUAUUGGAGUGAAAAAAUGGAAAAAAUGGAAUGAGGUUGGGGAUGAGAUAGUGAAGAGGGAGAACAUAGUGAAGGCGAUUUCUUUGUUGAUGGGUGGUGGAGAAGAGGCUUUAGAAAUGAGGAGAAGAGCAAGAGUGCUUGGUGAGGCUGCAAAGAAAACUAUCCAGCCUGGUGGGUGUUCUCACACCAAGGUGAAAGGGUUGAUUGAUGAGUUGAAGGCACUUAAAUUGCAAAAGUUCAAUCACAAAAUAGCUUAGGCAAAGUUUCUAUUUCGAAAUAUUGAUUACACAUUCUCCGGCUUUAAGGAGAUAUAGAAAUAAAUGUGAAAGAAAUAAGUGAUAUGAUAAGUGUUGUGAUAGAAUAAAUGAGAGAUAUAAGACGGCAAAUAGAUAAAAAUAACAUUUAAAAGAAAUAUGGUGUGAACAUAUUAAAGUUCAAUGAUUUCAUUCCUCAUUUUGUAAA
Lotus japonicus is the source of this 1762-nucleotide messenger RNA. Its product is annotated as soyasapogenol B glucuronide galactosyltransferase-like. The transcript has a single exon. Gene Ontology annotation, molecular function: UDP-glycosyltransferase activity. The record is from RefSeq and is a predicted model, not a curated record. NCBI's taxonomy places the organism in Eukaryota, Viridiplantae, Streptophyta, Magnoliopsida, Fabales, Fabaceae. Bases 61 to 1557 code for a protein of 498 amino acids.